GGCCUGGGCUGGCUGACUGACUGGCUGCUGCUGAGGCUGUCCGCUCCGGGCUCUGGUUCCUCUGCGCUGCACAGACUGAACCUUCUCCCUCUACUGAUUCCCGUGUUUAACCUCCUUCUUGGUCACCGUGCUGGACGUGUCUCCCACGGAGGAUAUAUGUUCUGUAAAGGUGCGAAGCGAAAGUUGGAAGAGGAUGAAGAGGGCCUGGAAGGCAAAACGCUGGAGGCGUCGGUGGCGGGAGGGGGGAUAGGCUGUGCUCUGGAGGGUCUUUCUAAGGUGUCCUACACCCUGCAGAGACAGACCAUCUUCAACAUCUCCCUGAUGAAGCUCUACAGCCAGCGUCCCCUUGGUGAACCAAGCCUGGAGCGCCGCGUCCUCAUCAACAACAUGCUCCGACGCAUCCAAGACGAACUCAAGCAGGAGGGCUCCCUGCGGCCGCUGUUCCUCCCGCCUUCGCCACCGCCCGACGACCCCAUGGAUGAGGGAUUUCGCGAGGCACCGCCAUCUUUUGGCAUCCUGUCUGCAGCGGCGCAGGUUUCCCAGCCGUCUACACUGUUGAUGCAGGGGAUUCCUCCGCCGCCUUCGCCUCAUCCCAUGGUGCCUCCCAACUGCCAGGCAUCCCAGCGAGCGGAGGCCUGCCCCGCCCCUCUGGAGGCCUGCCUCACUCCAGCCUCUCUGCUGGAAGAGGAUGGUGGGGAUUCAGCUUUCUGUGCCCCAUCCCCACCCACUCCUCCUCUGUCUCCGCCCCUGUUGCCCCCAUCUUCAGCACUAAUGAGCCAGGUGUCCUCUAGUGUUCCUGUGCCUGACUUAUCAAAUGACAGUUUCUCGUCCACUCCUAGUGACAUGGAGCUGGGUCCUCCCACAGCCAUUACAAGGACGGCAGCAGCUAAUACUCUGACCAUAACUACCUCCCCCACUUCAACCACACAGUCCCCAUUCUCUGCCCCUACAGGCUCAACCAGAGACUGCAGGACAGUGGGUGCUAAACCAGAGGCAGCUGCUGUUUUCCUGGUGGAGAGCCGCUGUGCUGAACUCCGACAUACAGACGCUCUGCCCACACAUUCCCCUGGUAGCCUGGAAGACAUGUCCCCCUCGCCUUCUUCUCCUCCAUCUUCUUCUUCUUCCCCCUCGGGUUUUCUCUCGGACUUGGCGCUGGACGACGUCCUGUUCGCUGAUAUCGACACGUCUAUGUAUGACUUCGACCCCUGCACCACAGCAGGGGCCGUGGGCACCACGACGGGGGGCGGCGGCAGCAACGGCCUCGCCAAGCUUUCACCCAUGGUGAACACAGACGACCUCCUCAAAACGCUGGCAUCUCCAUACAGCGGCUCUGCCCCCCAGGUUUCAGCCAAUCAGCCUUUUAAAAUUGAUCUGACAGAACUAGACCACAUCAUGGAGGUGUUGGUGGGGUCGUGAUUUCAGCGACGCCCCUCUGCCACCUCUGAAACUUUUUAAAAUAUCUGGAGAACUGACUGGAUGGAAAAUUUGGGAUCUUUUUUUUUCUUUUUCUUCUCUUUUUAUCUCUUUAAAAGACUUUCUUCUAUGGUCGGUAAUUGUAAACAUCGAAGGUGAUGUCAAUAAGUACUACUAUGACAACUACUACUUCUACACAACACUGUUCAUGCACUGUGCUCGCCUUUGUAGGUGUGGAAGUGAAGUAACGAGGAAACAAAGCAUACACAUAUUUUGUAUAUCUAUACUUGUGAGGAUCUUGAUCAAUUCCCUCAUUCCCUCCUUCUAAUCCUUUAUCUAAAGCUAAGCCUUAACCUGAAGAGUAACUGUAAAUAUUUUUAUUUUAAAUCCAUGUGGGGAUAUGCACUCCUCACAGGUACAGAAAUACAAAAACGAACAUUUACACACACACUGUAAUUAUGACUUUUAGCAGCUGAGUGCCUUUCAAAUGACCACUUUAGUUCCUCUUUUUACAGUAUUUUUUAUCCACUCUUCUCACUUUAACAGCCCACUGAGGUCACUCAAUGUUCGUAUUUAAUUUAUUAUAUUGUAUUAAAAAAACUUUUAAGGUAAUUAUACAUGAUCAAAUGAUGAUUAUUUAACCUUUAUCUUAUUACAGAUAAAAUGUUUUAAAUUGUGAAGCAUUUAAAAAGGAACACAUUGUUUAAUCAGUUAAUAUGGGGUACCAAAAGUGACACAAUGUAAUAAAUAAAUAGCCAGGUAAAUAGUUAUUUAAACUGAAAUCCAAAUUAAUUGAUAGAUAAUUAAUAGUUAACUUAAUUUUUUUCUAUGAAAUUGGGCAGUUAUUUAUUGAAUAUGGAAUUAAUUAUAUGGUUACAGUCAUUCAUGAUUAUUUUUGUAUUAUGUAAGUCACUGUGCCUUGCUAGCUUGUGCAGCACAUGUACUUCAGACCAAUAUGGACCAAAAAGUGCUGUUAGCCCCUCUUUUUUAUGGGUAAGGUUGAUGUGUAAUUGUUUUUGUAGUCGUUUGUUUAUUACAUUUUGGCACAUUUGGACCCCCAUAGUUUUACAUAUUAGCCUGGCUCUACAAUAAUGCUUUUAGGAGUAGCUCUAAAACACAUUACCAGGUUGUUUGAACUUCUUUUGCUGGAAGGGAGUGUCCGUUUGUGUACAUAUGAUGUCUACAAUUCAAUGCAAGACUUUCCUUUUUUUUUUUUUUUCGCCCCCUACCCAUGAACCUCUGCCUGUCUCUCCACCUUAUUGGCAGUCGCAUAUAACUGCUGGUUGUUGUUUUACAUGAGCUUGGUUAUAUCAGCCAGUUAUCACGAUCCAGUUGCAGAGGUAUUCAAAUGAACUGCACCCACUGGUAAGCGUGUUUACAUAAGAAGGAAACACAGCCUGCUCCACUGUCUCUGUUGGUCGUAGAUGAUCUGAAAACGACCCAAGAAAAUGGCUAAAUGCAAUGAAGUGAGAUGGAGUUAAUGCAUUUUCAGGGGCAGAAAACACAUUUUUGCAAUUUGGUAAAAUACUGAUAAAUGUAUAACACCGGGGCUUACAGUAUUACUCGCACUCCCCGGUUCGAUGGAGUAUGUUUACAUGCAUUAGUUAUAGAGUAAUCCUGCUCCUUUAAUUUAUGCAUUGAUAAAUAUUGUUUUCUCGAAAACAUCCAAUAGCGAGAUGUACAAAUCUGCCACAUUAAAAAAAAAAAAUCAAUUCAGAUUUCCCCUGAAGUGGGAAACCAAAACCACAGUGUUAACCCAAUGCUACAACCAUGCAGCAGACUGUGGUGCAUUAAACAACACAGAACCAUUUUUUCUGACCUUAAUCUCUAUCACUACAAACAGCACAUCACAUAACAAAAAUCAGUAUGUGAGCUUUUAUGUUAUAAUUCCAUGUUUUCUGCAACAUGUAAGAAGCAACAUUUCUGAUAACUUCUGGCACUUUUCCUUUACGUGGAACAGAAUGAUACAGUGCAACCU
Molecule: messenger RNA, 3391 nt
Organism: Cyprinodon variegatus (sheepshead minnow)
Lineage: Eukaryota; Metazoa; Chordata; Actinopteri; Cyprinodontiformes; Cyprinodontidae
Gene: sertad2b
Product: SERTA domain containing 2
Exons: 2
Coding region: 157-1416 (419 amino acids)
Cellular component (GO): nucleus
Molecular function (GO): transcription regulator activity
Source: RefSeq, a predicted model, not a curated record